AUGCUCGCUCGAACACUUCAGAAGAACACGAUGUCUGCUGUUGUGCCCGUGGUUAGAUUCUGCUAUGAUGUCUCGAAGCAUGAACGAGUGCGCAUACGUUCGUUCCAUAGUCACCUUACGACUUUGUUCUUCCUCACGCUCAAAGGGGCCAUGGAACUGAAAGCCAAGGUAAGCGAUGUUGAGAUGGUGGUGGUUGGGAAGAACGAGGGCGUGGCUGGUGGCGAGUGGGACAAAGCUCGCUUUGGCUCUCGCCACGACCCCUCUUCUCUUUCAACCGCCACCUACCAACCUGGCACCACACGACCUAACAACAUACUCUACCCCUAUGCCAAUGCGAUGCAAGACCUGGAGAAGACCUGCAUCGACCGCCGGCAGCUGGUAUUCAACAAGUACAUCAUCCUGUGGCGCUCUAGCAAGAUCACCACUCGAUUGUCUUGGGAUUCAUCGGCUGACAUUGUCAAGGACAUUCGGAAGGCUGGCAUCUUCCUUUCCCAGGUCUCAAUUCACCCGUACGCGGAUGCGGAGGCUCAGCUCAUCAACGAGACUGCUUUUGUGGCGCCUGAGAAUGCGGAUGCCUGGGAAGGUUGGCCGCCACACUUGGUAUACUGCAUCCGUGGGUUCGGGACACCGACCUAUCGCGGGCAAGUGGUCUGCACGCUUGCGGGUGCCGAUGUGAUGAUGGCCGCUGGACUGGGCAAAGUGAAGUCUGGGUCGAGACCGAAAUACGACACCAAGGUCAAGACUACGAUGACAGGGCCCCGACAGCCGACGCCACGCGCGCCCCCAUCGGCACUCCCUGCGCUGAAGCCGAAGGGAGAAUGGGGCCGCCAGCAAUUGCUUGCAUCACAGCCAAAAGGCAGCUUCAACCUCGGCUCGAGCGACAAGGUGAAGUUCUCGAAGCAGGAGAUCGCUGCUUCGUCGUACACGGGCACGAGCGCGGGUUCUGGGAAGAGGAAGUACUCCGGUGACGCGCCGAAAGUCAACGACGAAAGCGUGCGCGCGGCUGAGCCACCGCAAAAGCGCGCUCGGGUGACCGCGCAGACCUCAGAUGCAGCCCAGUCCAGCAAGCGCAAAGGCAGCAGUAAAAAGACUUGCGCCACAGAAACCGCGACAGAGGGCGCGAAAACGCCACAGGCUUCAGAGGCGCCGCCACUGACACUCGGCACGGCGAGCAUCACGACUCCAUCGCGUAGCACGCCUGCUGUCGUGAGACCCCCGGUGAUGGCGACGGACAUCGCCUUCGACCCAUUGGCACCAGGGAAUGUGCCUUCUGCCCCCACGCUGAAGCCCGCCACACCAUCACUGAACCGUGGUCCCAUCAUGCACGGGUCAUCCCAGAGUGCAGCGUCUGCGGGCCCGAGCGUGUUGAAGCGGAAGCGGGUAGAAGAAGUUGACGCAUCGGUGGGCGACGUUGCUCAGCCGCAGGCGAAGCAAAGGAAGCAGAUGGCGUCAGCCUCCAAUGCUAUCAGCAAUGCCGUGCAAUCUCCAGAAACAACACGCCAGGCUGUCGUGGGCCGGAGAUCGCACAUGCCGCCACCUUCGUCGUGGUCGCCUACACCUGCAAGCACUGCCGGCUCGUCACGGUGCAGCUCCUCGGCCGCUAUGACUCCCCGUGGCCCGGAUACUCAGAUCCCCGUGGACGUGCACGCAACGGGACAUAUAUCGCAGGCGCCACAUGCGCGACGACCGACAACUUCGCUUGUGAACGCGAGUACCACCGCGCUUUCCUUGCCUGCGGGCAUUCCGAAGCCGCCCAUAAUUGCGGCUGACGUCUCCCUCGAGGACUUUGUCCCACGGGAGCUUCCCAAGGCACAGGCACGGAAAACGCAUGAGCAGGACGAUGCUCGCUCGAUCGAGAACACGGUUGUCUCGGAGGACACAAGCAAUGGCGCUGACGAAGGAUAUGAGUUCCUGGACUCGGAUGUAGAUAGUCUCUUCGACGGGCCUGAUGAUACUGUCGCCCAUCUAGCCGAAGAUGCGUUCACAGAGACCCGACGCUCUUCUACCGUGACCAUCAACGAGUCACUGCAUGAAGCGGCUAUCAGCUAUGCCGGCAUGGAUUUCCAGGACAUGGGCUGGCAAGCCGGGGAACCUAAGGUCGUUCGUAGCUUUACGGACUUGGCUCACGUACACAUGAAAGCAUUCCCCACGCCACUCGAUUACUACCUGGUCGAAACAUGGCAUCCACUCGAGGAAAAUCCGUACGUGCCAAGCGACGCAGCCGCUGGACAAUCCUUCACUCCCCUCGAGGAUCGGUCGGAGAGCAUACACGGAUGGUUCGGCUCAUUCUUCAAUCAACAGAGCAUGCGCGAGUUCGUGAUUGUUCCCAGACCGGUGCCCCAGUACGGGAUGCGUCCAACUGGCUGA
This is a messenger RNA of Postia placenta MAD-698-R-SB12, 2367 nucleotides long. RefSeq lists its product as hypothetical. The record is from RefSeq and is a predicted model, not a curated record. NCBI's taxonomy places the organism in Eukaryota, Fungi, Basidiomycota, Agaricomycetes, Polyporales, Adustoporiaceae. Bases 1 to 2367 code for a protein of 788 amino acids. The transcript is spliced from 15 exons.